Molecule: messenger RNA, 418 nt
Organism: Microthlaspi erraticum
Lineage: Eukaryota; Viridiplantae; Streptophyta; Magnoliopsida; Brassicales; Brassicaceae
Source: the annotation of a GenBank genome assembly
AUGUUAGGGCGGUGGUUCUACAAAAGGCGUGAAGAUACUUUAAAUCUGCAGACACCAUACAGCAAGGGAGUUGAGUAUAUACUGGCCAUCCGUGAACAUUACGCUCAGUCAAUGGAUGUUCAGCGGAUAGAUGCAACUAGUUUCCAUGUUGCUUCUGGACGUUCGCACUAUGUAGUUGAUCUAGAACAGGGUAAAUGUGAGUGUGGAGUGUUCCAAGUCGAGAAAAUGCCCUGUACACAUGUCCUUGCAGCGCUUGCCUCAGCUGGUGUGCACGUCUCACACCAUACAUGUGACACAUACUCGCAGGAAUGCUUGUAUACGACCUACGCCCAUCCUAUAUAUCCUGAGGAGGAAAUUGACAACCACAAGAAGAAGAGCGAGCGGUGCCGACCUCCAAAACCGAAGGAUGGGCCUGGUC